Notechis scutatus (mainland tiger snake) is the source of this 4160-nucleotide messenger RNA. The record is from RefSeq and is a predicted model, not a curated record. NCBI's taxonomy places the organism in Eukaryota, Metazoa, Chordata, Lepidosauria, Squamata, Elapidae.
AUGGGACUUUUUGUAAUUUCUUGCUUUCAAUUCCUGUUCUGUCUCCAGUCUGCGCGAAUGAUGGUACACACAGUAGCAACAUUCAACUCCAUCAAGGAGCUGAACGAGCGCUGGCGAGCUCUACAGCAGCUGGCCGAAGAGAGGAGCCAGCUGUUGGGAAGCGCCCAUGAGGUCCAGCGGUUCCACAGAGAUGCUGACGAGACCAAGGAAUGGAUCGAAGAGAAGAAUCAGGCCCUGAACACCGACAAUUACGGGCACGAUCUGGCGAGCGUGCAGGCCCUUCAACGCAAGCAUGAGGGCUUUGAGAGAGACCUGGCAGCCCUUGGGGACAAGGUCAACUCUCUGGGAGAAACAGCAGAGCGGCUGAUCCAGUCCCACCCCGAAUCAUCGGAAGAUCUCCAGGAAAAAUGCACAGAACUGAACCAGGCUUGGAACAGCCUUGGGAAACGGGCCAACCAGCGCAAAGAGAAGCUGGGCGAGUCCCACGACCUGCAGCGCUUCCUCAGCGACUUCAGGGACCUCAUGUCUUGGAUCAACGGGAUCCGAGGCCUCGUGUCCUCCGAUGAGCUGGCCAAGGACGUGACCGGAGCAGAAGCCUUAUUGGAGAGACACCAAGAACACCGCACCGAAAUCGACGCCAGAGCAGGCACCUUCCAGGCCUUUGAGCAGUUUGGGCAGCAGCUCCUGGCCCGUGGCCACUACGCCAGCCCUGAAAUCAAGGAGAAGCUGGACAUCCUUGACCAGGAACGAGCCGACUUGGAAAAGGCCUGGGCCCAACGUCGAAUGAUGUUGGACCAGUGCCUGGAAUUGCAGCUCUUCCACAGGGACUGUGAGCAGGCGGAGAACUGGAUGGCCGCACGGGAGGCCUUUUUGAAUACCGAAGAUAAGGGGGACUCUCUGGACAGCGUGGAAGCCCUGAUCAAGAAGCACGAAGACUUCGACAAGGCCAUCAAUGUCCAGGAGGAAAAGAUCGCCGCCCUCCAGUCCUUUGCCGACCAGCUGAUUUCCACUGACCAUUACGCGAAAGGGGUCAUUGCCACCAGGCGCCACGAGGUGCUGGACAGGUGGCGCCGGCUGAAAGCUCAGAUGAUCGAAAAGAGGUCUAAGCUCGGGGAAUCCCAAACGCUGCAGCAGUUCAGCCGAGACGUGGACGAAAUCGAGGCCUGGAUCAGUGAGAAGCUUCAGACAGCAAGUGACGAAUCCUACAAAGAUCCCACCAAUAUUCAGCUUUCCAAACUCCUGAGUAAGCAUCAGAAGCACCAAGCCUUCGAAGCGGAGCUGCACGCCAACGCCGACCGAAUCCGCGGCGUCAUCGAUGUGGGAAACUCCCUCAUUGACCGGGGUGCCUGUGCCGGCAGCGAAGAAGCCGUGAAGGCUCGUUUGGCUGCCUUGGCUGACCAGUGGGAGUUCCUGGUGCAGAAAUCGGCCGAGAAGAGCCAGAAGCUGAAGGAAGCCAACAGGCAGCAGAAUUUCAACACUGGAAUCAAGGAUUUCGAUUUCUGGCUUUCUGAGGUCGAAGCUCUCCUGGCGUCUGAAGAUUACGGGAAAGACCUGGCGUCCGUGAACAACCUCCUGAAGAAGCACCAGUUGCUGGAAGCGGACAUCUCUGCCCAUGAGGAUCGCUUGAAGGACCUCAACGGCCAAGCUGAUAGCCUGAUGACCAGCAGCGCUUUCGACACCUCCCAAGUCAAGGACAAGCGCGACACCAUCAACGGGCGUUUCCAGCGGAUCAAGAACAUGGCGGCCGGCCGGCGGGCGAAACUGAACGAAUCUCAUCGGUUGCAUCAGUUCUUCCGAGAUAUGGAUGACGAGGAAUCCUGGAUUAAGGAGAAGAAGCUGCUGGUGAGCUCGGAAGACUACGGGAGGGACCUCACUGGGGUGCAGAACCUGAGGAAGAAACACAAGCGCCUGGAAGCGGAGCUAGCGGCACAUGAACCUGCCAUCCAGGGCGUGCUGGACACAGGCAAGAAAUUGUCCGAUGACAACACAAUCGGAAAAGAGGAAAUCCAGCAGCGAUUGGCUCAGUUUGUGGAACACUGGCAAGAGCUGAAGCGGCUGGCAGCUGCACGCGGUCAGCGUCUCGAGGAGUCUCUCGAAUAUCAGCAGUUUGUGGCCAACGUGGAAGAAGAGGAGGCCUGGAUUAAUGAGAAGAUGACUCUGGUGGCCAGUGAGGACUAUGGAGACACCCUUGCAGCGAUACAGGGCCUGCUGAAGAAACACGAAGCCUUUGAGUCCGAUUUCACCGUGCACAAGGACCGAGUGAAUGACGUCUGUGCAAACGGCGAGGACCUGAUCAAGAAGAACAACCACCACGAGGAGAACAUCACCGCCAAGAUGAAGAGCCUGAAAGGCAAAGUGUCCGAUCUGGAGAGGGCGGCCUCUCAGAGGAAGGCCAAAUUGGAUGAGAACUCCGCCUUCCUCCAGUUCAACUGGAAAGCAGACGUGGUCGAGUCCUGGAUAGGUAAGCACAGGAGGGAGGGAGGUUGCCAAGUUUGGGGACAACCCCUGCCUUUAACCUCCCAACUCCCGUUGCAGGAAACCUUUGAUGCCGGUCUCCACGCCUUCGCCCAAGAAGGCAUCGCCAACAUCACCACCCUGAAAGAUCAGCUGCUGGCCGCCAAGCACGUCCAGUCGAAAGCCAUCGAGGCUCGCCACGCCUCGCUCAUGAAGCGCUGGAACCAGCUGCUGGCCAACUCGGCUGCCCGGAAGAAAAAGCUCUUGGAGGCCCAAGAACACUUCAGAAAGGUGGAGGACCUCUUCCUGACCUUCGCCAAGAAAGCCUCAGCUUUCAACAGCUGGUUUGAGAACGCGGAAGAGGACCUGACCGACCCCGUGCGCUGCAACUCGCUGGAAGAGAUCAAGGCGCUGCGAGAAGCUCACGACGCCUUCCGGUCCUCGCUCAGCUCCGCCCAGGCCGACUUCAACCAGCUGGCCGAGCUGGACCGCCAGAUCAAGAGCUUCCGCGUGGCCUCCAACCCUUACACCUGGUUCACGAUGGAAGCUCUGGAGGAGACCUGGAGGAACCUGCAGAAAAUCAUCAAGGAACGCGAACUGGAACUUCAGAAGGAGCAGCGCAGGCAGGAGGAGAACGAUAAGCUGCGCCAGGAGUUUGCCCAGCAUGCCAACACUUUCCACCAGUGGAUUCAGGAGACCAGAACCUACUUGCUCGAUGGGUCUUGCAUGGUGGAAGAAUCUGGCACCCUGGAGUCGCAGCUGGAAGCAACCAAGCGCAAGCACCAGGAGAUCCGAGCCAUGAGGAGCCAGCUGAAGAAAAUCGAAGACCUCGGAGCAGCUAUGGAAGAGGCCCUGAUCCUGGAUAACAAGUACACCGAGCACAGCACGGUGGGGCUGGCCCAGCAGUGGGACCAGCUGGAUCAGCUGGGCAUGAGAAUGCAGCACAACCUGGAGCAGCAGAUCCAGGCCAGGAACACCACAGGUGUCACCGAAGAAGCUCUGAAGGAAUUCAGCAUGAUGUUCAAGCACUUCGACAAGGAUAAAUCUGGCCGUCUGAACCACCAGGAAUUUAAAUCCUGCCUGCGCUCCCUGGGUUAUGAUCUGCCCAUGGUGGAGGAAGGAGAACCGGAUCCGGAAUUUGAGGCUAUUCUUGACACGGUUGAUCCCAACCGGGAUGGCCAUGUCUCUCUCCAAGAGUACAUGGCUUUCAUGAUCAGCAGGGAGACGGAGAACGUGAAGUCCAGCGAGGAGAUAGAGAGCGCUUUCCGCGCCCUCAGCUCGGAGGGCAAGCCCUACGUGACCAAGGAGGAACUUUACCAAAACUUGUCCCGGGAACAGGCGGACUACUGCAUCUCGCACAUGAAGCCCUACAUGGACAGCAAAGGCCGGGAACUUCCCUCCGCCUACGACUACGUCGAAUUCACACGCUCCCUCUUUGUGAAUUGAUCGCCAGCGCUCACCCCGCCCUGAACCCUCACACCCCCCCCACACACACACCCAGCGAUCCCAAGAAUGCACUCUGUGUGUUUAGCUUCUUCGCUCUCUGCAUGUCUCCCCCUCUCGUGCUCGAAAAAAACCAAUCCCUGUGUAACCUUAAAAAUGCUUCGCUUAAACGCCUCCAUCCUUAGGUCGAAGGAAGCAAAUCAACAACAAUAAAAAAAAAUGUCAGUGUGUGUUUGUGCUUCAAUAAAAGUUGCUAGUCCAAA